This is a messenger RNA of Owenia fusiformis, 6422 nucleotides long. The record is from the annotation of a GenBank genome assembly. Lineage: Eukaryota; Metazoa; Annelida; Polychaeta; Sabellida; Oweniidae.
AUGCCGAGACGCAAACAAAUCUGCCCAAAACGGAUGAAAUGUCUUGAAGACGGCAGUGAAGGAAAAGAUGACAAUAUCGUCAAUACUGACAACCCCGAUGCAAUGUCAGAUGGCUCCGGGAGUAGCUCAGAGGCAUCCUCCAGUGACGAAGACACAAAUAUAGAUGAUGCAGAAGAAAUCCUAAAGAGCCCAGAAUCUGAUCACACUAGUUUAGCAUCAAUUGGUGAUGAGAGCAGUCUCGAAGUGAAUAAAACAUCAGGACUGAAUAAUAAUAUAGAGGAGAAAAGCAUGGUUGAUGAAUCAAAAAUGGACGUUAAAUCUCCCAGUGCUUUAUCCGAUUCAAAGGACAAUGACAUCACUCAAAAUGAGGAUACAGAGUCUAAAUCAAAAAUAGAGAAUACAAAGGAGAAUGUUCCACAUGAUGCCAUGGAUGAUGAAAAUGAACAAUUGGAAAAGACAUUGAAAAGGAAAUCUAACUCACCGCCCGAGUUUAAUAGAGAUGACAAUGCAUCUCCUCGUAGUCCCAGAAUGCACGUAGACAAAAAGGACAUGGGGUCACCUUCAGCCCCCACUCUUCCUCUCCCUGAUUCUGAGUCGUACCUAGCCGUUCUAUCAAAAUUUGCCAAAUACUCAAACUUUUUACCAAAUGAAAAAGAAUCUAGUCCCUCUAAAAAUCUAAAAGAUCUCCACAGUAAAUAUAUCGAUGAUUAUACCCCAAUUGAUGAAGACCAACCCUUGGAUUUAUCAAAACCAAAGUCCAACAGUGACAUUCCAACAAAGAAAAUAGUCCCAAAUCACAGUAAACCAACCACCAAUACUGGAUCCUCUCUUGCUACCCUCGAGAAAAAGUUUGGGGGUAAUUUUGAGAUUGAAGGUUUGACUCCAAGGGCGUCACGAUAUGGAUCUGAUCCAUCAAGGAGGUAUUAUGAUCUCUCAUCAACAAAUCUGCCAUCGUAUGACUUCUCUAAACAGUUCCUAACAGCCAUGUCAUACCAACCACGUAAGCCUAGUAAUCAUAGCAACCACACCUCCACUCCUGUGCCCCCCAGUAAAAUUGUCCCCCAUAGCAAGGUGACCCCCUAUAAGAAUGGAUUGGACCAUAAAACAAGCCAUCACCUUGCUUCGAGCCAGAUAGAUGAGAAAAUGUUGCAGAAAUCCUUCAAGCCAAAAUUGCCGUCAACUACUGGACCCCAUAAUCACAAUGGGAAACCCAAUAUGCGGGACAUUGAUAUGGAGAAACGUCCCGGAGACCCUGCUAAAUAUACAGACUUUAUAUGUAGUUGUAUGAAAAAGUUUCAUUCUUUAUAUGGACUUACAAUGCACAUGCAGGACACAGGGCACGCCCCCAGUUCUUCUAAAAACACCGCAUAUCUCGAAUACCCGAAACUUGUGCGUGGACAGGAUAUGUGGUUAAAUCAUGGAUCUGAACAAACUCGGCAAAUUCUACGCUGUAUGAAAUGUGGUGAAUCGUUCAAAUCUCUCCCAGAAUUAACAGUUCAUAUGAUGCAGACAGGGCACUAUGCGAAUAUUGUUAGCACGGAAGGGAAAAAAGUGCAUAAAUGCUCGACGUAUUGCGAACGCUGCGAAGACAGUGAAUGUGUAUUCAAAUGUAAAGUCUGUCAGGAGGUAUAUAGUGAUAUGGAGGGAUUGGCAAACCAUAUGGUCAUAUCAGGACACCAUAAAAAACAGGUACUGAAAUCGAACAGUGUUAACAUUUCAGAACAGACAUUGAAAUCCAAACAUAUAUCAACGUUGUCAAAAAUUGAUCUGUUGAAAUCGGAGACAAUGUCCAAAUUUGAGGCAAUGUCGUCUCGUUAUGACCCAUUACUCAGGCGUUCAUCAAGUUCCAGGGCUGAGUUGCCCCGAAGGUCAACGACGCCCCCUUCCUUGGAUAGUAUUCCUCCACGCAAGUACAACCCAGAGGAUAGAAAACCCUACCCCCAUAAGUAUGCUGAAGACAGGAGGGCAUCAUAUCCGAGAAAUCACGAAGAGCGAUCACGAAAUGAACCAAUGAGAUUGUCACAAUCCCCAGGUAAUGAAGGACGGUAUGAACGAGAAAGAGAGUCCCCUCCCAGAGUGUCAUCAUCACGGGGUCAAGAAUUGAUUGCCGACCGCCGAUCUCGACACUCAGUGGAUGAUAUAAAGCGUGAAAAGUUAAUCGGGGAACCCCAGGUUCUGUAUAAUAACGAUAAAGAGGACUCUACACUCUCAUCUCUAUUGAAAUACAAAAAACUUUUGGUGAAAGAGGAGAGAGAGCGGCUAGAAAAUUCAGCUGAAAAAGACCCAGAUAAUUCUGAAAAGGAUGACGAUAUCAAAGUCACAUGUGAAAGUUGUGGUGAUAAAAUUGAUACUUCAGUAUUUGUAGAGCAUGUACGCCUAUGUGUUAAAACUAAAUCGAAAGUGAUUGAUGCUCUCCGGGCCCGUUUGAAAUCCAUAGAAAGUAACUGUACCAGUCCAACGGGGAGUUCAGCUAAUGACACAAUUAAAUCUCCGUGCUCAACACCUGAGCUAGCCUCUGAUUCUAAAGCCUCAAUUGAAUCUCAUUCGGAGAAUAAUCGUAAGCGUUCGGCAUCGGAGUAUGACAGUCGUAGCACCCCGUCUCCAUUACUGGACCAUAAGAAAACCAUGAAUAAGAAAUUCAAAUACCUCACCCCAAAUGAGAAAGAUCGAACGUCGCCUAAAUCCUCCAAGGGGCCUUCAGCUCUAGCUGCAAUGGAGAGUUUUAUCGAGAAAAGCUUUAUGGAACCCCCAAAGAAAAUGGGGAAAUAUUAUGUGGACCCUAGUGAGAAGUACCGCAAUGCCUUUAGUAUGUUUCCCCUCGGGUCGCUGUACCCCCGGGAUAAAGAUAUGGACAUUCCACGCCAUAGCAACCGUGGUAGCGUCAUAUACAAAGAGGAACGAGGUACAGUUCAAGCUAUGAAACCAAAGAUUCACAUCAAAUCGGAACAUAGCGAGAGAAGCAUGUCCUCUAUGAAUGGUAUCGAAGAUGGCGACAAACCCCUCAAUCUUGCAGAUGGUGUGAAACAUGAGAAUGAUACAAGUAAUGACUCUGACAAUUCAAAAAUUGAAAAACUCGAGGAUAAAUACCUACGAGAUGAUGAUGAUUUUAAAUCCUCGAAGGCAGAAGAUCAAAAAGAGAAAUAUUUGAAUUCACCGGGAAGUGGGUCUAAUGGCGAUGGCUCAGCUUUGGAAUCACUAAAGGGACUUGUAUAUGGACAACACCUAAAUACAGAGCACCCCCUAGAUAGUCUACAAAGGUUGAUCACUCACCCAGAUCAGCUUAAAUCUGGGGGAGUUCACCCUGGGGAUCAAGCCGUCAUGCUCAUGAAUCCCAGCAUGCUUCAUUCCCCACACUCCAAUACGAGUCACGAUGGAAAAUCUCCGUCACCACUUGACGAUGAUAGAGGACCUCCAGAGUCCCCAUCUGGUGAGAAAAAUCAAUCUGAUAGUGAUUCAGACACACAUGGUGAUUUUCGAUGUCAGGCAUGUAGUCGUCAGUUUGCGUCAAAGGGAUCAUAUAGGUACCAUUUAAGCCGUUGUCACCUGACUAGUGUGAAAAAAUAUGGGAUCAAAGAGGCGUUCAAUAUGAGCCCAUACAUCUAUCUCCCAUUGGACCAUAAUGCUAAAUUCUCCAAGUAUUAUAAGAUGGCAAAGGAGUUAACCAGUAAAGCUAAAUAACAAUACAGAAAUCAGGGGAACGUUUCACAAUAGAAAAUGUAAAAAAUUGGUUUCUGGGGCCCAGCGUGAAAAAUGUGAUGCUGCAAGGUGAUAGCUGUAUUACUGUGUUACUUUAUUUGUGAAACGGCACCCUGUAUUAAAUUAUUAUCCACUACAAAUAAUAACAGUACAUUUGAAAAUAUAUCAUAUUAAAUGUUUGUAUACAUAUCUGGUUAUUUAUUUCAAAACGUUUAUGAGCAAAAUGGUGUCUGAGGAGUGAGAAUUUUAGCUCAUUUUAUUUCACCAAAAGAUAUUUAAUGGAGGGUUGAUUGAAUACGUUGAUUGGUUGCUUGUUGAUAACUAUAAGUUGUUUGUUGAUAUAAUGGCCUAUUGUAUUAGAUUUCUUGAUAUUGUGAAUAAGCGCAAUUUUCUUUGUAUACAGAUUCUGAUUUAUCGACACUUCUUAUUGAAUAUUUUUGCAUGUGCAAUAUGACUAUAUUCUUAAACUAAAUAUAUGUAUAUUAGGGGAAUAUACUGUAAUUAUUAUACGUAAAUAAUUAUAAUGUGACAGUGCUUUUAUAUAUCUGUAUAUAUACUGUAGUUACCAGGAUGUAAAUUAUUCUAAAGAAAAUAUUACAAUGUGAUUCUAUAUGCCAAUGUAUUAUUGAUAAAAUGUCGCGAUGGUCAUGUUUUGAAAUGCAAAAUUAAGCAUUUAAGAGUGGAAUCAGCAAGGAAUAAAGUUAACAGACUUGUAGUUUACACUCUAAAUUGUAUAGAAAUGACAGAAAAUCAGACACUUUAUUCAAAUUAUGGAGAGAAAUGCAAGGAAUAAACAUGAGCAGACAGACAUUUGAAGUUUGGUUGGAAUUUUUCCCUCAAUUGACUCCACAAAUGAAUGUCAUCCAUUUAUUUUUGAAUCAUUUAUAUUAACUGUACAUAAUUGUGUGGGAAGGACCAUGCUCCAAUUUGAUAAAAAGAUAUGAUUGCAUAAAAAAUUGAACACCAUAAGAAAAUAUGAAUCUACAAAAUAGAAGUCUUCUGUUGAAAAUUGAGGUAUUGGGAAUAUUGUUGAAUCACCAGUUGAUUUCCACCAUUGUCAGUCACUUACAGAACCAUGGUCUUAUAUGGGGUGUUUACUCAUCUAUAGGACCACCUGGUCUAAUAGCUGGAUAGUCUUAAAGCCUGUUAUUUCUAGUUGGUACUUAAAGCAAUCUCCACAUAUAUAUUAUAUUCAGUUCCCAUAUUCAACUGGUUGUGAAUUUUAUAUACGAGCAAUGAGAAAUUGUGAUAGAAAAUAUUGUGGCAAAACGAGGAGAUAGAAUUAUGGAAAGAAUCGUGGUCCUAUGAACAUAUAAACCACUUCUUUUCUCCACAUAUGAAAAAAUGAGAAAUAAUUGCAUGUGUGUGUUCAAUCUUUUUACAUUUUUGAGACAACUUGUAUGAUUUUACUGAGCAAUUAAUGUGCGUAUAUUGUGAUAGCUGCUUAUAUAUAGGAUUUUGAAAAAUGUUUUGUGAAAAAGUUUUGUGAAUACUAUUUAGUUUCUUACUAUUUUAGAAAGAUUUCUUCGCAUUGAACAUAUAAUUCCUGGCUCACUUUUUCCAUGUUUUUAUGAGAAAAUAUGAGAGAAAACAUGAUAAGAGUGAUGCAUUUUUUUCUUUUUGGGCAUGUAGGCAAUUUUAUGUAGUACUCUCCCCAAAAAAAACAUUUGCAAACCAUGCAGUCAAUAUAGAUUAGAGUUUCUACAUUCCUGAUGUAUGUAUGGUUGUGUGUCGAGAAAUACACCCCCCACAAAAAACUCCACAAUAAUCAGUUGGAAAACUGAUUUUUUAAAUUAUUUUGGCGGGUGUUUAUAGUAAUACAUAUUGUAUAUUUAAAUGUACAUACUCUAUUAUGGUACAUAAUGUGCAAUGCAAUAUGAUAUAAGAACUGAUUAAAAAUGGUGCUCAUAUAGGAAUCAUGUUCAUUACCAUUGAUCACAUGUGUUCAAUGGGAUAUUUGUUAAAUUGUACAAAUAGCAAUUAUUCACUUACCGUAUGUACAUUAUCACAAUUUUAGUUUUUUCCAUGGUAGCAAAUAUAAUCAGGGCUAUUUUCCAAACUUUUUUUAUCAGAAUUCUGAAGUUUUUUACGUUCAAAAUCAGUUCAAAAAUAUUAGAAAUAUCCCUCAGUUGUGUUUUGAUAUUUGAGGCCUACUAUUAAAUGUCAAAGUACAAUUGAAAGGUAUAAUAGAUGUCAAAGUACAAUUGAAAGGUAUAACGGAUGUCAAAGUACAAUUGAAAUUGAAAUAUGUUUAGUUUAGUGUACAAGUAUAAUUUAAAAAUCUAAAUGUACAUUAUCGAUGAAAUAUAACAUACUUUAUAUGUAUUUAUUUUUUUGCAAUGCUUUCUGACUGUAUUAUACUCACUGGGAAUCAUGAGAAUACAUUGACUGCUGUUACCGUAUUUUUCAAAAUGGCCGAUAAGAAUAGAUGAUUUUGAAACGUCUUCCUUUCCAUCAUAUAAAACCAACUUUCAUAGAGAAUUAUGGCAAUAUCAAGAUGAUAUAUUAUCUGGUAUGUAAAUACCAUAAUCAUACCAAAAUGAAGAAGUUCAAAAUAAUUGAUUUUUGUCCACCAUUUUGAAAGACACAGUAACGGUAGUCAACGUAUCCUGACACUGACCAGUGAUAAUGUGUAUCUGGUUAUAACCCAAACUGUUCAAUGUGCUGUGCAUUCUAAGCUUAAGGCUGUUAAUAAAUAUAAAAAUAUGGAUGCUAAAAUAUAUAAA